This is a messenger RNA of Aspergillus oryzae RIB40, 1965 nucleotides long. RefSeq lists its product as uncharacterized. The record is from RefSeq and is a predicted model, not a curated record. The transcript has 2 exons. Bases 1 to 1965 code for a protein of 654 amino acids. Lineage: Eukaryota; Fungi; Ascomycota; Eurotiomycetes; Eurotiales; Aspergillaceae.
AUGAAAGCCGACUUUAAUGCUCGAGGCAUUCCUAGUACUAGCCCGGGCACCAGUGGUCAGGAAUUAGGCUCGCCAGCUGAUAUCCAGCGCCCUCGGUCAGCACUGCAUUCUGGCGACUUUCGAGAAGGGACCCGUCAAGAUCCGCAACCACUGCCGCAGUCACCGCUACCCGGACUUGAUGCCGGCUCACGUUUCCCCCUGCUGGGCUCUUCCCCAACUGCUCCCUGGUUCACGGCCCCGGUUUUUGCAUCGCCCACGAGGACGCAACCUGUCACAGCCAAUGUGUCUAAUGAAAACGCGAGGCCACCAUCCCGCACGCGGGCACCGUCCGUGGGCUCCUUCUCUUCUAGCUACGUCCUAAAGGCGCCGACAAGCCCUCUCGUAUACCAGGCGAACAAUACCGAUUUGGAUUUUUCCGCCAGGACCGAUUCAACUGAGCAGCUUGGUCCCUUGGAGAAGGCCAGCCGUCGUCGUACGCUGCCGCCAGAGACUUUCCGGCACCUUCAAUCGUCGCCCACAACCCAUCGAGGAGCGUUCAACUUCCAGUCCAGCCAUUCCUCCGGGAAAUGGGAUGAGCCGCUCCCGUUCCACCAUUCAUCUUCAGUACAAAGUCCAUCCCUCAGAACCAGGAGGCCCUCACUUGUUUCGGAGAAGUCUUCCAGACCGCAUGCUCCAUUGGUUGGAUCCUAUGAAGAAUCUAUCCUACGUGGGAGAAUGUCGAUGAACCCAUCAAAGCCACUCGAUUUCACCGCGCAAAUAGGUGUGUUGGGGAAAGGCAAAUGUAAAGCGAAUCUCAAGUGCCCACCCCACGUCACAAUUCCGUUUCCGGCAGUUUUCUACAGCUAUCCUACUUCGGGUAGUGGUCGCUCGAUUUCGGACGAUAACCCUAGUCCUUAUGUUGGCUUGAUAGACUUGGAGAACUCUCUUCCAAAGGACACAGCAGUUACGAGUCGACGUCGCAGGCAUCAUCAUAGCCCCGCAGAGGUCUGCGGUGAAAUGACAGACAAUCCACCCCCGCCUAAGGCUAAUGACCAAGAUGCUCUCCGCAGACGAGAGAAGAGACACAGGAGGGCCGAGUCGCCCAAGUGUCCGCCCGGGGGCUGCUAUCGAAUACCUCAACAGGGUCAGCUCCAGGUCAUGAUAAAGAAUCCGAACAAGACAGCUGUUAAAUUAUUUUUGAUUCCAUACGAUCUCAGCGACAUGGAACCUGGAACCAAGACAUUUAUUCGGCAGAGAAGCUAUUCAGCGGGCCCUGUCAUCGACAUGCCGUUGACUGCGCGGAAGAACUACGGGACCGAUCGUCCAGAGGCAUCCUUAAGCUCAUCGGAGGAUCCAAAUGACAAGCCCACCCUGAGGUACCUGAUACAUUUGAACAUAUGCUGUCCGUCCAAGGGCCGUUUCUAUCUACACUCAAGCAUCCGUAUUGUUUUUGCUAAUCGAGUCCCUGACGGCAAAGAAAGGCUCCGGAAUGAGAUACAACAUCCAGAGCCCCGAUAUGCGCCGUAUAAGCCUGCUCGUGAUGUCAAUCAGACGCAGAUGAAUACGAAGCUAGUAACGGAUAGAGGAUGCCGAAGACCAGCUGCUGAUCAAGGAUCCAUUCCAGCUUCAUUGCCCGAUCUCCCUUCCCCGUGUGGGCGGGAGGGCCAGCCUGCAACACCAAUGCCAGUCAUUGAAGCGCAGGCCGUCUCUAGUAACUUGAAGGAUGCCCGCUCGGGGCAGCGAGCUCCUCAUCCGUUCCGGCCCAUUCCGUCCCUAAGGGAAGAAGUGCUUCCCCUGCAUGACCAUGAUGCAGCCGAAACCUAUCAAACUGGUAGUGGAUCGUAUAGUAAACUCACCAAAGGAGACCAUGGAUACGGUGGCUAUCCAUUCAGCCCCAUGGGCGGCUCCGAAGCCGGCGAGAGCCUACUCGCCAAACGACUGAGAGGACUAGAUGUACAAAAGCAUAAUUCAUCGGGCAUGGAUUAA